Molecule: messenger RNA, 1254 nt
Organism: Aspergillus welwitschiae
Lineage: Eukaryota; Fungi; Ascomycota; Eurotiomycetes; Eurotiales; Aspergillaceae
Exons: 1
Coding region: 430-1203 (257 amino acids)
Source: RefSeq, a predicted model, not a curated record
CAUAGCACCAUUUCAGUCCCUCACGAUCGGCUUUGGCCAUUCUCUGGCCUCGGACGUGAACGUCCCUUUCCUGGCGCUUUGUACUAAGCCUCCUUAGUUUGGCAAGUUUGAGGAUCAUUUAAUUCUCAUCUGGCUCGAAUGAUUACCUCUGAUACACUAAGGAGAUAGUACUAUGGCGUUCCCCGGGCAUUGUUUUGUUUUUCAAGGGGUGCAAAUUCUCCCAUCUCAUAGUUACUUCUCUGAUGCUGAUAGCCUUUUGAGUGCUGGACUGUUUCUAUCGUAUUUCAAAGUGAGAUGGCUUGCUUGAAGCUGGAGCGAAUGGCGCUGCCGCAACCACUACGCAGUAGCCUUGCAUAUUCCAGGCAGCAGUUCAAGCUUAUCACUAGACGCACACCCCUCACAUAUUCUAUAUAGUUCUGACAUGGCAGAAUGAUUGUAUCUUCUACUUGCUCAGUGUCCCUGAACUUGCACAACACGAGAUAUAAGUUCGGAAAGGUUAGUGACAUACAGCAAUUAUCUCAAGUAUAUCCUACGCCAGCUACUACUGACUGGCCUCGUCUUUCAAGGCAAAACGGCAUGACCUCUUCACACUUUCACACCCCGGCGGAAAUACGCGCCGCUGCAAUGGCAGUCGGAAACGCACUUGCUCAAUUUGAAACCUACGCUCUUGUUGGUGGCAGCGCAUGUGUGGUCCUGGGCUCUACACGGGCAACCCAAGACAUAGACCUUGUUGUGCCACGGGGCGAAACCUCAGACGCAAGACAGCUGCUGCGUGCCUCUCCCGAUUUCGAAGUUGAAGCAAGAACGAACCACACGACUUACAAGGCCCGAAGUCCAGUACAAGUCGAGAUCCUCACCCCACCUCUUUUGUUCAAGGAACCCUUUGACGAAAAUACUGAGGUAAUCACAAUUGAAGGAGUAAAAGUCUUGAAGCCAGCUUUGCUUCUUAAUGCGAAAUGUGGUUCAAUUACGGGUCGGUCUACGGAAGACAAGAGGAGAACGGAUUCUUUGGACAUCAAUUUUCUUCUCAAUUUCUGUGCUCAAAAUCCAGAAUACCUUCCAGAGUCUGACGAAGUGCCAAGAGCAACAAAGCAACUUGUCCACGUUCUUAUCCAGCUUUACGGAGGUGAAGAGGCUUGGGUUCGAGCUGGUUUUAGCUUGCGUACAGGGAUCGAUUAUUUGGAGUCGUUAACAGAAUCUUAGACCUGACGCAUAUUCAGUAGGUUGUUUUAAGAAAAAUUGAACUAUUUCUAC